CUUGUUUUAUACGUAAGCGGGAGUUGAAAGCGUUUGGCGGGUAGAGGCAGUCUGGAGAAGAAGGCUUGGAAGAAAACAAAAAAAAGUUAAGACUAUAUCCAGUAAUUAGAAGACCACAGUCUGUGAUGUGUUACCUUUUUCUGACGAAGUUUUGUGGACUGAGGGAGGAAAUCAAAGAUGAUUCCCCGCUGUUUUGAUUAAACGGUUAGCGUGGUUUAGUUUAACUAGUUCGUUAAAAUGUGGUAUUAGGGUGUACAAGCAAGUCAGCGGCUUUAUAUACAGCGCUGACCUAAUCUAUAUAUAUAAGAUUUUGGAAGCGAGGGAAGAUGUCUAGCCCUCGUAAAAACGAUGCCAAGUAUCUGUGGUGGUCCCUCCUUGCUCUGGGUUUUCAACCCGAAACCGCUGUAGCUGCUACCGGCAGGACGCUUCGCCACAUCAGUCUCGGAGAGCAUAUGUUUGACAAGCCCAAUAAAGAUGCCUUUUACAUCGUCACCUACUACCUAUUUGAAAAGCUUAACCCUGUGCACACCAACAAAGUAUUCAGGUCUUGUUGGCCAGUUUUGGAUCGAAAAACUGAUGCUGAGUUUCGGAAAAUAACUUAUGAUUGGCUUCGCGAUAUCUCUGUGGAAUGUGGAAAUGCCUUUCCAAAAGUGGUGGCUUCCUUGUUCCUUUCUCCUGGGGGCUUCAAGUUCAUUAACUUGAUGCUGCACUUUACCAAACAUGUCAUGCUGCAGGAUAUGAAGAAGUUUUCCAGAGAUAAUUCAUGGGUCCCAGAAGGCGCGGUAUCAAAGGCUCAGUCAGUGGAGACGGCAAGAAAAAGGUUUCAACUGGCGAAGAACAGAUUUCAGCGUGCACUUGUAGGCCAAGACCGUACAAUCCAGGAGUACUACAGCAGAGCACAGUCAUUGGUGAAAUCAAUAAGGGAGCUAAGAGCAGAAAAUGCGAAAUAUGAUGACUUGCUGAAACAAAACAAAGAGGAACAUGAGAGCAUUCUUCAGACUGAGAAGAUUAAAAAGGUUCAGUCUCUAUGGGCAGAUCUCAACAAGGUUCUCUCUGUCCUGGAAGAGGAACGGAAAGUGGUGGAGUGUGUGGUUAAGGGAAAUGUUGACCAGUACACCUUAGAUGGGGCUGAAGUUUCCUUGAAAAUACCAAGACUUUUGCUGGAACAGGUUGAAGACUCUGUGAACGCAUCGCGUGUUGGGAAUGUGUAUGAGGCAGGACAGAUAAAUGUCUUAAGGCUCCUGGAGCUCUUGAAUGUGGCUCUAAAGCUCCUUCGAGAGGAGUUCCGCCUGGCAGGUAAUUCCACAGUGGACCUAGAUGUGCAGGCAGUGGAGGGGAAGGUCACACUUCAGAAGAGGACCCUAGAAACUCUGAAAAGUAUGAGAAAAAAAAUAUCCAAGGAGGACUUACCUGAAUUAAAAAAAAAUAUUCGGGAAAUAGAAACGGAUUGGGAAAAAAAAUGGGAAGACUACCUGAAGCAGAAACCAUUAAUGCUGCUAGUCAGUGAGGAUCCAGCACUUGAUUUGCUUUCUCCCAUGGAGCCCUUGUCGUUUGAGCCGGCUUCUGAGUCCAUCUGCAAAUCCAGCGUCUUCUCUCAGUAUCCAGCAAAGCUUUCAGAGGUGUCCUGGGAGUGUUCCCCAGCCAGAACGCGGACAUCCUUGGAAACUCCGGAGAGAAAAGGACUAGAAUUCAAAAGAAUAACACUGCCUUCUGAUGACCGGGGUGACCUGAGGGAAAUCACAACGGACAGAUACGAGGCAGACACCUGUUUUGCGGAAGCUGUCGCCACAAGCCCUGCAAGCUGUGAACGGAGGGGUCUGGAGCUGGAGGAGAUUCUGAGUGCCUUAUCCAAUCCUUUCUCCACACGGAAACAGUUGCCACGUACACCAGACAGUUUGAUUUCAGAUGUAAAAUCCUCAUGGAGACGUGCAGUUGAGGAAGGAGAGGCAGAAAAGGCAAGAUUAUCUGAAAAAUUUGCAGAAGUAGAUGUAAAGCCUGUUCUCGCGUUGCCUGUUGACGAGGAGCCUGCUCCAAGACCUGAAGAGCCUUUCCAAAACAGUUACCCAGUGCAGGUCAACGGGGGUCCAUCAGAAAACGCUGGGGCUGAGCACUUAAGUGGCCUUUUGAUGAUGGAAGAGAAAGAUUCGCUCCACUCCACCAUCUCCUGGAAGUCCAUGCAACCGACAGAUGGCCAGGACAGCAGUGACAUUAUUCAGUUUGGGAUUGCUCAUGAGACCAUGCCCGAGAUCCUUGACAUUGAAAGUUUCCAGAGCUCUAUUGAUUUUGAGUCUGAAGACCAGACUUUCGAUUCCAGCAAUAUUGAGGACGAUGAAGCUGAGGAACUUGUCCUUCCUGGUCUUGUGUCGGAUAUUCAGGAGCCCCUGGUGGACCUACACGAUAUACGCAGCCGCUUUGAAAAAAUCAGACAGGCAUGCAAAGAGGCGUCAUUCACAGGCUCGGAGAAGGGUGAAGGGGAGCCGGUGUCCUCGUGGUCCACUGGGGGGGACUCCAACCCUGGGGACAAAGAGACUGACAGGGUUUUCUCUCUGGAUUUGGACUCCCUGGAAAGUCCAACACCCAGGAGCAAAGACAAGCAGUGGAGCCUUCCCAAGCUCAUCACUUUCUCCCCCCUGGAUGAACUUUAAAAGUACCCUGAGAGGGAGAAUUGCUUAGUUCUUGAGUCAAAACUCUACAUUCAGUUUGUAGAAAAGGCUUUGCUAAUAAAAUAUUUCUGUGUUGGAGGAAAAACGAAGAGCAGCUUUUAAAGUAAACUGAUGCAUUGCAGUCCCUUCCUUUUCCAGAUGACAUCAUUUAAUGAUGCACCUUUUUCACUCAUCACUUUUAUGCAAGUCUUACAGAAUUAACAAUCAAUAUUUUGAAACAUCUUAUUUCUGGUGAAGGAGCUUGUCUUCUGUUUUUAAAGCACAAUAUGUGCUGCAAGAAAACAUGCAUACAGCUCUCAGUCUUAAAUAUGUAUUUGGUGUUCACCCUUUCAUAUGUGACUGAAGUUAUAUGAACUGUUCAUCUGUCUGUAAAAUGUAGUAAGGACUUGUGUAUAAUGUUUUUUAAAUGUAAAUGUUCUUUGAAGUGAAUUUAACUACUCUUCUAAAUUUAUGACCAGGGCUCACAAUAGGCAGUCUGAUUCCCACAUGCUUUUCAAUGUUCACUUUUUAAUGUAUGUAUGUAGUAAAUGUUUACAGUGUUUUUAUGUUCUAUAACGAUCAUACAUUUCCAAUCAUGUGGUCCAUGUAAAAGAGCUGUAGUUCUGUUUACAACAGUCACUCCAUGCUGUUUAUCUCCACAUGUACAGCAUGCUAUACACAAACUCAAUUUUGGUAGUGUAUCCGAUGGUAUUUAGUACUGUGGAAAAGAACGUGGUGUUGAAACAGCCCACUGUGAAAGGGCAAAGGCAGUACAUCCCUUGAUUAAUAAAAAGUGAUUCACCCAUUGAUUAUCAGA
Messenger RNA from Lepisosteus oculatus (spotted gar), 3459 nucleotides. The record is from RefSeq and is a predicted model, not a curated record. NCBI's taxonomy places the organism in Eukaryota, Metazoa, Chordata, Actinopteri, Semionotiformes, Lepisosteidae.